Messenger RNA from Erythranthe guttata (spotted monkey flower), 1672 nucleotides. Lineage: Eukaryota; Viridiplantae; Streptophyta; Magnoliopsida; Lamiales; Phrymaceae. The record is from RefSeq and is a predicted model, not a curated record.
GAUAUUUAUUUAUUUAUUUAUUUAUUUUUUUUAUUAAUUGCAGUGAAAUAUUUCAUCACAACAAAAUCUCUGACGUAAUUUUAAUUUUUGUUAGCAGAUCUUCAAUUGAAGAUCGACUCAAUUCAAUUUCCAGAAACUUCAGCUCACCCCUUCCUUCGAGGUUCGAUUUUGACUGAGUUCUUCGCAAUAUUUCGAUCAAUCGAGCUUCGAUUUUGUCAGAAUUUGGGGAUUUUAUGCAAAUUAAUCAACUGUUUUGCGCUAUGUGAUCCGAUUUGAAGCAAUUUCUGCAAAACCUUUCUGCAAAAUUAAAAGUACAGCAUGGCAACUCCAGUAGAACCUCCAAACGGGGUUCGGUCGAUAGGAAAGCAUUACUACUCCAUGUGGCAGACACUCUUCGAGAUCGACACAAAGUACGUUCCGAUCAAGCCCAUCGGCCGCGGGGCCUACGGCAUCGUCUGUUCUUCGAUAAACAGAGAAACGAACGAGAAAGUCGCCAUCAAGAAAAUACACAACGCCUUUGAAAACAGUAUAGACGCAAUGAGAACUCUGCGCGAACUGAAGCUCCUGAGGCAUCUUAGGCAUGAGAAUGUGAUUCGCCUGAAAGACGUGAUGAUGCCUGUGAAUAAACGGAGCUUUAAGGACGUGUACUUGGUUUACGAGCUUAUGGAUACGGAUUUGCAUCAGAUUAUUAAAUCUUCUCAAUCGCUUUCGAAUGACCAUUGCCAGUAUUUCAUCUUCCAGUUACUAAGAGGCCUGAAAUACCUCCACUCGGCAAACAUCCUCCACCGCGACCUAAAACCCGGAAACCUCCUCAUAAACGCAAACUGCGACCUCAAAAUAUGCGAUUUCGGGCUGGCCCGCACAAGCGCAACCAAAACGGGCCAAUUCAUGACGGAGUACGUGGUCACGCGCUGGUACCGGGCCCCGGAGCUCCUCCUCAGCUGUGAUAACUACGGCACCUCCAUCGACAUUUGGUCCGUCGGCUGCAUCUUCGCCGAGCUACUCGGCCGCAAGCCACUUUUUCCGGGCACCGAGUGCCUCAACCAGCUCAAGUUGAUAGUCAACACCCUCGGAAGUCAACGGGAGGAAAAUUUAGGGUUUAUCGAUAACCCUAAGGCGAGGAGGUACAUACAGUCACUCCCUUACUCGCAUGGGGCCCACUUCUCGAGGCUCUAUCCGAACGCAGAUCCAUUGGCGAUUGAUCUUUUGGGGAAGAUGCUCGUUUUCGACCCAACAAAGAGGAUUAGCGUGAGUGAAGCGCUAAGGCACCCGUAUGUGGCGGCGCUGUGCGAUGGGCGGUUCGAUGUGACUGCUGAGGUGGAGGUUGGUGAUCUUGAGAUUGAUGAGGAUUUGGGGGCGGAGAUGAUAAGGGAGAUGAUGUGGAAGGAGAUACUGCAUUACCAUCCGGAAGGUUCUGGAAUCGAGUUCGAGGUCGGCGUUUGAUUUUUGUUUUUUUUUCCGAGAAUAAUGAGAAACAAAUGGAUGAGCAGUUUGGGCAGGUAAUAUGCUUUUCUUCUUGUAAUGUAUUUAUGGGCUAGAACUUGGUUAUGGCAAAAAAGCCUUCUACUGUUUUUUUUGUACAUAUUGUAUGUCUGUUUUGUAUGCCUCAAAACUUUGUCUUUGUAUAUUAGUGAUUAAUAUUAUCAGAUGAGAGUCUAUAGGACAUGUUGAU